AUGGCAAUGGACAAAUUGGAACCAAGAUUGGAGAGAGAGAGAGAGAGAGAGAGAGUGGCAAACGCAGAUGUAGAAGCUCUGGACUUCGAGCCGGAGGACGAUGAUCUUAUGGACGAAGAUGGCGCCGUCGAUGUCGACUCGGGCUCGCCGAGGGCUCCCUUGCUGCCGAAGAUCAAAUCCGCAAUUACUGGUGGCUCCUACGCCGCAUCAGCUCCAAAGAAGAUAAAAGGCCGUGGUUUUCGUCAAGAAGAAGCCGACCACCCAGAUCGCGAUAACCGCAUGUCUGGUCGUUUUGAUUCCCUUGAUUCCGAAGGCGGUCUCGGUUCUGAACGAUCUAUUGAAGGAUGGAUUAUUCUUGUCACGGGCGUUCAUGAAGAAGCACAAGAGGAUGAUCUACAAAAUGCAUUUGGUGAAUUUGGGCAGAUGAAGAAUUUGCACUUAAACCUUGACCGACGAACUGGUUUUGUCAAGGGAUAUGCGUUGAUUGAAUAUGAAAAUCGUGAUGAAGCUCAAGCAGACAUUAAUGAAAUGGCCGGAAAAGAUUUACUCACACACGCCAUCAAUGUUGACUGGGCAUUUAGCAGGGGGCCCUUCAGGAGAAGGAAUACCAGGAAGAGGUCUCCUCGUAGGAACAGAUCAAGAAGUCCAAGAGACAGAUUCUAGAUAAUUCAGAGAUGCAUGCUUACAAUGUUUUUUCUAAGACAUCUAUCCUAAAAUGAACUAUAUAUGUUUCUUGUUGUAAUUUAUUUGUUCUUUGUGAGAGUUGUGGGUUCUGCUGCUUUGUGAUGGAAGAAGAACCUUGAAGUUGUUUAUGAACUUUGUUAAACCCUAAAAGAACAAAAAUU
Messenger RNA from Impatiens glandulifera, 845 nucleotides. Its product is annotated as RNA-binding protein Y14A-like. Gene Ontology annotation, biological process: RNA splicing. The record is from RefSeq and is a predicted model, not a curated record. Lineage: Eukaryota; Viridiplantae; Streptophyta; Magnoliopsida; Ericales; Balsaminaceae. Gene Ontology annotation, cellular component: nucleus; cytoplasm; exon-exon junction complex. Gene Ontology annotation, molecular function: mRNA binding. The transcript is spliced from 5 exons. The coding region runs from base 1 to 663 and encodes 220 amino acids.